Messenger RNA from Electrophorus electricus (electric eel), 1883 nucleotides. The record is from RefSeq and is a predicted model, not a curated record. Lineage: Eukaryota; Metazoa; Chordata; Actinopteri; Gymnotiformes; Gymnotidae.
UUGACCGCUCUAACUGGUCAGUUCUUUUCUUUUCUUCGCAGUUCAUUCAGUAAGAGCUCCCCCCAGUAACCACCCCUUCUCCGCGAGGGGAUGAAUGAGGUCUAGCACAAACCGUUGGUGUCUAGUUAAAGAAGGAGCUCCCGCGCACAGAACUCCAGAACAAACUCAGAAUGGCAACCGGUGUCGAAAAGCUGUUUGACGAACUCGGGCACUUCAGAAAGUUCCAGGCAUGCCUCUAUUUCGCUGCCAUUUUCCAGGCCAUCUCGUGUGGGAUUCACUACCUGGCCUCCGUUUUCUUGGUGGAUACACCGAAUUUCCUGUGCGAUCCACCAGGUAACAUCACGAAUGUCCUGUACGGGAACCACUCCAUGGCCUCUCUGGAUGAUAUCUGGUCAUUCUACAGUCCCUGGAAGGGUCCGGUGAUAGUGCAGACCAUUAUGGGGGAGCAGUGGGAGCUUAGCCCCUGUCGCAAAGCGCUGCGUCAUGACACGCUUGACUUCGAGUACGAGUUUCUUGGCAAUAAGUCUAUGGAGGCAUGCGGCCGCUACCUGUACGACCACAGCCAGGUGGAGCAGAGCAUCGUGACAGACUGGGACCUGGUGUGUGAGAAGGAAUGGCUUGCCAAGCUUUCACAGCCUACGUUUAUGCUGGGGGUCCUGAUUGGGGCUCUGGUGUUCGGGGACAUCGCAGACAGGGUUGGCAGGCGACCCAUUCUAAUGGCCACCAGUUUGUGUCAGUUUGCUUUUGGCAUCACUGUGGCAUUUACAGGGAACUACUACUACUUUGUGGUCAUGCGAUUCCUGCUUGCCAUGGUGUCGAGUGGCUACCUGGUCGUGGUUUUCGUCUACGUUACGGAGUUCACGGGUAGCCGGGUGCGCACGUGGACGUCCAUGCACGUGCACGCUUCCUUCGCUGUGGGCAUCAUGAUUGUGGCACUGGUUGGCUACCUGGUGCGCGUCUGGUGGCAAUACCAGAUCAUCCUGACUCUUAGCACCUGCCCCUUCCUGCUCUACUGCUGGAAGUUCCCCGAGACGCCCUUCUAUCUAAUGGCUAAAGGGCGGCACAAGGAAGUCCAGGAGCUCUUGGACACCAUUGCCCACUCUAAUGGCCUGGAGCCCAAGCUGAAGGUAUCCCCCUUUCUGAUGGAGAGGGGCAGGGCGGCAGCAGGUGAAGGUAGGCAGGACGACCGUGGCCUGGAAGAGGCAGAGAGAAAACUCAGCAUCCUGGACAUGUUCAGAAGCUGGCGGAUGGCUCGCCGUGGCAUCACCUGCUGGGCCAUCUGGUUCAUUGGCGCACUGGGCUACUAUGUCUUCAGCCUGGGCUCCGUCAACCUGGGAGGAAACCAAUAUGUCAACCUCUUUCUGGUCGGUGCUGUUGAGCUGCCCUCAUACCUGAUUGGCUGCUUUGCCAUGGACCGAGUUGGCAGGAAGAGAACCUGUGCUCCAGCACUGCUCCUGAGUGGAGUUGCCUGUAUGCUCAUAAUGGCAGUGCCGCAGGACAGCAGGUUUUUGGCUGUCAUCCUUAGUAUGACUGGGAAGUUUGCUAUCGCCAUUGCGUUUGGCCUGAUUUACCUAUACACAUGUGAGCUGUACCCCACAGUCAUAAGGUCGCUGGCGGUUGGCAGUGGCAGUAUGAUGUGUCGGGUUGGCAGUGUGGUGGCUCCUUUCUGCGUCUACCUUGCGGACAUCUGGGUCUACCUGCCUCAGCUCAUUGUCGGGAUCCUGGCUUUCAUCAUUGGAGUGCUAACCUUGUUCCUACCAGAGACCCUGGGGGAGCCCCUCACCUCCACGCUGGAGGAGGCUGAGGCUCUGGGCAUCAAGCCCAACAAGAAGACAAAGGUGGAGGAUAGUCUGCAGAUGAAGCUGGCUGACAGCAAAGCCUGA